GUUAUUAUUUUUGCUGGCGUGAAAUGAACAAAUUUCCUGCAAAACAACAAUCUAUUUCUGGCAGAAAGGAUAGCCCACCAAGUCAUGCAACACUGAUGAAACACUUGGUAGAAAUAAAAGAGCGCCCAGCUCAUUAUUUGAUCCAGCGAAAAAUAUAUUUGACAACUUGCGAAUUAGACAAACUUUUAACUUUGAAGAAAAAUGGAGAAAAAUUUUAUGCUGUUAUGAGCCAUCUCCCAAAAUUGGAAUCAUUGCAAUUGUGUCAUUGGGUUCUCUUCGCAAUCAUUGGAUAUCUCCAAGAUGCUAUUGAUAUGCCGUUGAUCAUUCAAACUUUUAAUGAAAGAAGUCAAUUUUGGAAUGACUUAAAAGGCGUUAUAGCCAUGGGAUUGGAUGUUAAUAAGACUUUCAUCUACAAGUAUAAUGACUUCUCAUUUAUGGGACAAGAUUUUGAUCAGAAAAUAAUACGAGUGGAAAAAUGUGUGACUUUCAAUAGUGUUAGCUCUCAAUACUUGUUAAUGCCGUGCGCUGUUGAUCACGAUCCAUAUUUUCGCAUGUUUCGCAAUAAGGCUCCACUCUAUGGUUUGCCCGAAUGUGGUAAAAUAAAUUCAGCUUUCCUUCCCCCAUUGCUGGAUACGAGUGUUGAGAAUUCUGCAAUUUUUUUGACUGACACAUCUAACCAAAUUGCCGAUAAAAUUACUAAAUAUUACAACUCUAAAAAGCAAGAUGGCGUUACGGAUAGUGACAUCUUAUAUCCGUUUCUACUUUGCUUCAUAAAGGGAGAUCUUGAGAGAUCUCAAGAUCUUAAAACAAAAGUUAUUCAGACUGUAACUGAUGUUGUGGAACAGUACCAAUCGGCUCGUGAACUAGUUGAUGACAAAAUUUUGCAUCAAUUGAUGGAGAAACGCUUCAUUUAAUUUUGAUGGAGUAAACACACAAGAAAAUUAAAACUGGAUUCAAUAACGAAAUUAGUGCAUUCAAUUAAAAAAUUCGCUAAAAUCGGAUCUAUAAAUUUGUAUUAUUGAUUAACAACUUUGCAAUAUGGAUUUAUGUACCAGACUAAAUCCAAUUAAAGCAGUU
Molecule: messenger RNA, 1077 nt
Organism: Stomoxys calcitrans (stable fly)
Lineage: Eukaryota; Metazoa; Arthropoda; Insecta; Diptera; Muscidae
Product: tryptophan--tRNA ligase, cytoplasmic
Exons: 5
Coding region: 24-914 (296 amino acids)
Biological process (GO): tryptophanyl-tRNA aminoacylation
Cellular component (GO): cytoplasm
Molecular function (GO): tryptophan-tRNA ligase activity
Source: RefSeq, a predicted model, not a curated record